CGCAAAAUGGCUGCGGAUAGUAAUAUUUGUCGGUCUAUCAAGUCAGUCUUGGAGAAAAUUAGUAUUGCAAGCAGUAAAAGGCCAGAGGUAAAUGAAGGAAAGGGGCACCACGGUCCAACAGAAGCUUUCACCGCGCUUAGUGGCAGUUAGCAAAACCAAGCCAGUUGAUGCCAUCAUUACUGCAUACAAAUGUGGACAGCUUCACUUUGGGGAAAACUAUGUCCAAGAGUUGCAAGAAAAAGGUCACGAUGCAAAGAUCCUUGAGCAAUGUCAAGAUAUAAGAUGGCAUUUCAUUGGCCAUCUUCAGAAAAAUAAAGUCAACAAGGUGUUAGGUGUGCCCCACCUCUACAUGCUGGAGACCGUGGACUCGGUGAAGCUGGCCCAGGCUGUGAGCAACUCAUGGGAGAGACUGACGAAGCCAGGGAGACUGAGAGUCAUGGUCCAGGUCAACACCAGCGGAGAACACAAUAAGAAUGGCUGUGCCCCCGAGUCAGUGUGUGAAUUAGUACAGUAUAUACGAGAGAAGUGUUCCUCUCUCGACCUGGUAGGGCUUAUGACUAUUGGAGCCUAUGACUAUGAUCUCAGUAAAGGGCCAAAUCCAGACUUCCAGUGCCUGGUUCGGUGUAGGGAGGAGGUGUGUGAGAAGCUCAGACUACGGCAGGAAGACAUGGAGCUCAGUAUGGGGAUGUCGGGAGACUAUGAACAUGCUAUAGAGAACGGCAGCACCAACGUGCGUGUAGGGAGUACUAUAUUUGGAGCACGGUCGUACCCUAACAAGGGAGAUAAGACUGACGGAGCUGUGCCUGAUGUUGCCAACGGUUUUGCCGAUUCAUAGCACUUACUAGGGUGUUAGACUGGUAUCGGUGUAUUGUAUCUAUUUAAUGAGUAAAACAAGGACCUACUGGAUAGAAAAGUCACUGCAAAAACACAACACAUUAAGAGAGUAAGACAUGAAAGUCAAGGGGACCUCAUUUCCAACUGUUGAAAGUUAAAAACUUAGGGAACGUGGAUUCAAAUACCAUAGACUCCAUCUUGUUUCCUAGCUGACGAGUCAAUAUUCAUCAUGUGACAAGUCAAUACUGAUCAUGUGACGAUUCAAUAUUCAGUGUCAGUCACAUGAUUUGGGGGUCUACAUUGAAAUGUAUUGUUUUGUCACAUGAUACGGAUUAACCAAUGGAAUUGCAAGAUUCUUAAUAGACUAUUGAUGCUUAGAACUUUGGCUUGAAAGUUUUAUUUUAGAAUGUGAGUCCACAUGAAACAGGGAUGAGAAUCUUCCGGGGAUCUGCAAAUUUCCACGAAUUUAGUGACCACAAGUUUGUUAAAUAACUGAAUAUUUAGGCGCUGAAUAAAUUUGAAAAUGUUACACAUUUUGACAGUAAAAAAUAUACACACUAUCAAAAAGCAAUGCUCAGGUGAAAUAUUUACUUUGUGUUGCAAGUC
Molecule: messenger RNA, 1440 nt
Organism: Haliotis rufescens (red abalone)
Lineage: Eukaryota; Metazoa; Mollusca; Gastropoda; Lepetellida; Haliotidae
Product: pyridoxal phosphate homeostasis protein-like
Exons: 8
Coding region: 92-835 (247 amino acids)
Cellular component (GO): intracellular anatomical structure
Molecular function (GO): pyridoxal phosphate binding
Source: RefSeq, a predicted model, not a curated record